GACAGACAGGCCGACCUGCGCAUCCACGCCUACGUCGAUGAUGUCAUGACAAAGCUGAUGAAGCACUUGGGGCUGGAGGUCCCAGAGUGGACAGGGCCGGUGGUGGUGGAAAGCGCUGAGCUCCCCAAACCCGAACAGCUCUGCAGAUUUGACGCCGGAGGUCGUGGGGAGCUGAAGGAGGAGCCCCUCUCCCAGCACAACGGCACAGGGGGGCCAUGCCCUGACCUUGGGACCAUGCUGGUGGAGCAUGGUGACAGUCUGAAGCAGGAGUGUCCCAGCCCAGACACGGGGCCAACGACGGUGAAGAAGAUGAAGGUGGAGCCUCUCCUCACCUGA
Molecule: messenger RNA, 336 nt
Organism: Antrostomus carolinensis (chuck-will's-widow)
Lineage: Eukaryota; Metazoa; Chordata; Aves; Caprimulgiformes; Caprimulgidae
Product: NAD-dependent protein deacetylase sirtuin-6-like
Exons: 1
Source: RefSeq, a predicted model, not a curated record